UCAAGCCACAACUAGUGGCACAUAGUUUUGAUGCCAAAAGGACGGUCAAAAUCUUCCCUGUACGACCUAGUUCACACCUAUAUAACAAUCAAAUUCCAUCGCCGAUGGUAUAACAAGUUCAUAGCCAUGGAUUCUGAAAACCCCUCAACCUUUGAAACCCAAGCCGAAGCACCUCCUCCACCAACCAACAACAUGGUUCAUAAAGUGAAAAGAAACUUAUCUUUUCAAUCCAAAUGGGCAGAACUGAAUGGCGCCAUGGGAGAUUUAGGCACCUAUAUUCCUAUUGUAUUGGCUUUGACACUUGCCAAAGACCUUAACUUAGGCACCACUUUGAUAUUCACUGGUGUCUAUAACGUUAUCACCGGCGCCAUAUAUGGUGUCCCAAUGCCUGUCCAACCCAUGAAGUCCAUUGCCGCGGCAGCUUUAUCGAACAGCUCGGAUUUUGGCAUCCCGGAAAUUAUGGCGGCCGGUAUUUGUACCGGUGCAAUUUUGUUGGUUUUGGGUGCUACAGGAUUGAUGCAGAUGGUGUACAGAUUGAUACCUUUGUCUGUUGUUCGGGGAAUUCAACUGUCCCAAGGCUUGUCAUUUGCUAUGAGUGCUGUGAAGUACAUUAGAAAGGUUCAGGAUUUUUCCAACUCGAAAUCUAUGGGGAAUAGACGGUGGUUGGGGUUGGAUGGAUUGGUUUUGGCCAUUUUUUGUGCUUGUUUCAUAAUUGUUGUCAAUGGUGCAGGUCAAGAAAGAAAUCAAAGUGACGCUAAUGUUGGUGAAGAAAGGGAUAUUAGAAGAAAAAGAAUGAAGAAAAUCAUGGCUACCAUGCCUUCAGCUUUCAUUGUUUUCGUGUUGGGAGUAGUGUUAGCAUUCAUAAGGAGGCCUAAACUGGAGAAUGACAUCAAGUUUGGACCUUCAGUUAUGGAGGUAUUGAAAAUACACGGUCAUUCAUGGAAGGAAGGGUUUAUCAAGGGGACGAUUCCUCAACUGCCUUUAUCGGUACUAAACUCGGUGAUUGCUGUCUGCAAGUUGUCCUCAGAUCUUUUUCCGGGAAGGGAGUUCUCGGCCACCUCAGUUUCAGUAACCGUGGGACUAAUGAACUUAGUGGGAUGCUGGUUUGGUGCCAUGCCAUGCUGCCAUGGUGCGGGUGGGCUAGCUGGGCAGUACAAGUUUGGGGGCAGGAGCGGUGGGUGUGUAGCCAUUCUUGGUGCAGCCAAGAUGGUAUUGGGUUUGGUAUUAGGAACUUCUUUGGUGACGAUAUUGCACCAGUUUCCGGUAGGCAUCUUGGGUGUUUUACUCUUGUUUGCAGGGAUCGAACUAGCAAUGACUUGCAGGGACAUGAAUUCAAAGGAGGAGUCAUUUGUGAUGUUAAUAUGUGCUGCAGUUUCACUUGUAGGGUCAAGUGCAGCACUUGGUUUUGUUUGUGGAUUGCUAGUGCAUGUGCUUCUUAAGCUAAGGACAAAAUGUAUGCCUUGAAAUGAAUAGCUGUAGCCUGUAUGAUAUACCAUUGAAUUUCCUUACUAUUAGUGUUUUUAAA
Messenger RNA from Hibiscus syriacus, 1525 nucleotides. RefSeq names its product molybdate transporter 1-like. Lineage: Eukaryota; Viridiplantae; Streptophyta; Magnoliopsida; Malvales; Malvaceae. The record is from RefSeq and is a predicted model, not a curated record. Bases 31 to 1464 code for a protein of 477 amino acids. Gene Ontology annotation, biological process: molybdate ion transport. Gene Ontology annotation, molecular function: molybdate ion transmembrane transporter activity. The transcript has a single exon.